AGCCUGUCGAAAGGAAGGAGAGGCUCAGAGAGAUGCAGAGAGAAGAAUGGGAGGGAGUGUGUGUGAGAGAGAGAGAGAGAGGAGAGUGAAAGCAACACAGAUUAACUGCGAAAGGAAAGCCAGACUUGUUUUUCUCGUUUCUGCAUAUCUGUAGAAGGUGGGACGUGCUCGUUUAAACAGCUAAGCUCAGUGCACAUACAGCUCAGCACGGGGAUUGGUUUCUGCGCCUUGGAUUUAAACGCUCAAACCACACUAAAAAGAUGUCUGCCCCACCUCCUCCGGUGGUCCCUAGAAAGCCUCCAGGUGUCCGUGUCAUGUUAACUCCAGGAGAGCAGCCGCCUCCCGGUGGCCUGCCCAUCUACACAGGUUCUGGCAAAGGUAUACUCAUCUGGCAGAUAUGUGUGUGUAUAUGUGAGCAUGUACUGUACGUGGUGUUUACAUAUACAUGUUCAAGUUUGCUUUCUGCUCUGUCUUUCCUCUGCUCAGAGAAUGGAGCUGACGGAGACUCAAAUCAUACAUCUCCACUGAACGCAGAGAGAGAAGUGGAGAUUCUGAACCACUGUUUUGACGACGUGGAGCGAUUCAUGGGACGGUUGCAGCAGGCAGCCGAGGCCCUGAGUAUUCUCAACCAAAGGAAGAAGAAGAGAAGCAGGAAGAGCAAAAAGGGAGAGCAAGAUGAUGAUUUGUUGACCUUGAAAGCUUGCCCUCCAUCAGAGGGAGACUUUGUGGACAUCUUUCAGAAAAUCAAGUACUCCCUCAGUCUGCUGGACCGUCUCAAGUCAUCUAUCUCACAGCCUGACGCUCCAGACCUGCUGCAUCACAUCUUUGUGCCUCUUAGACUAAUGGUGAAAACCACUGGAGGUCCAGGUGUAGGUAUGUCAGUGGUUAGUCCUGCUAUGACCAGUGGUGCAGUUUCACUGCUCCAGGAGCAUCUGACUGAAGAGGAAAAGGAACUCUGGACUUCAUUAGGGCCGAACUGGACUUCAACCUGUUCGUCAUUUAAUGUGUCUGUUCCUCCAUAUUCACCUGUCUUCCUGGAUGGAUGGCAGCCUCCAGCCUAUGACUCAUCUGGACACCCUUUGGAAGAUCCCAUCGAGUUGCAGCACAAACAGGAUGCUCUCAGGGAAAGUAUGGAGGCACAAACUCUACAGGACCAAACUCAACAAAGAGUAGAGACAGCUGACCAAGGCAGUGAGGAAGUAGAUGGAAAUGGGCUCCGACCAGAAGGUGAGAGACUUUACUGCUGCAGUUAUGACUUUGUGGCUAGAAACAGCAGUGAACUCUCCGUACUACAAGGGGAAACACUGGAGGUAAUUGAAUCAUCAAAGCGAUGGUGGAAGUGUCGGAAUCGCUUCGAUCAGAUAGGAUUUGUUCCCUCUAACAUCCUGGAGCCUCUCUCUGCUCUCAAUAACACAGGGAGGGACAGUCCACUGGUACGCAGAGAGUCAAAGAAGACCCCUCUUACCCCUCCCACAAACUACUUCUCAUACGCUCCAUCAAGCCCGAUUGGGACCAGUCCCACUGCUACAAGCCCACCACUGCGACCUCAGAGCAUGGUUUUACCAUCUACAACAAUGGGGGAAGACAGUGACCGGGUCCUGAUAAUGAAUGAUGAGCUUCUUCAGCGGCUAGCAGAGAAAAGAGGCUCAGUCCGUCCGUUGGUGGUUCCCCGCACAGCUGACACUUCUGCUCCCCUGUACUACCACUCGCCACCUGCUGAGGUGGAGGCCUGGCUCACCGCCAAGGGCUUCAGUCCACAGACAAUUCAGAGUCUUGGCAUUUUAACUGGAGCGCAGCUAUUUUCCCUGAAUAAGGAGGAGCUCCGUGCAGUGUCACCAGAGGAAGGUGCAAGAGUUUACAGCCAGAUAAUGGUGCAGAAGGCUCUUCUCGAGGAUGUGCACAAAGCCACAGAAUUAGAGACGGUGAUGGAGAAGCAAAAGCUGAAGAUUGGCCUGAAGUCAGAGAGUGAUGUAUUCUGACUGAGCUUUCCACAUCCACUAAUACAGAUGUGGCAUCAAAGGUGAAUGGACAUGCAUGUAGUGUUGCUUACACAGCUGGGGCCACAGAGCGAUGCUUCAGGUGGAGUCUAAUUUUUUGAUCAUACAUGUUGUAUCUCGUCUGUGCUACAGAUUCAUCAGCAAAAGCAAACUGUGUUAAAAGACUCUCUAAAUAAUACUCUUAUAUAAACCUCGCCAGAGUUUACUAAAGUUAUUCCUUGCAUUUAUUUUUCAUCAUAUUUUUUACAAUUUAAAUAUUUCCGUCAUCCUUUAUUUAGGCAAUAUUUGAAACAUGACAAUGAACACUAAUGCAAUACAAUAAACAAAAUAACAUAAAAAUUAUAAGUCUAAUGUGUUAUUGUUGUAAAGCAAAUACUAUAACAAUGGACUGAAACAGCUUUUCAGAGCUACAGUAUAAAA
This is a messenger RNA of Seriola aureovittata, 2417 nucleotides long. RefSeq names its product eps8 like 1a (gene eps8l1a). Gene Ontology annotation, cellular component: plasma membrane; vesicle; ruffle membrane. The record is from RefSeq and is a predicted model, not a curated record. The coding region runs from base 261 to 1979 and encodes 572 amino acids. Lineage: Eukaryota; Metazoa; Chordata; Actinopteri; Carangiformes; Carangidae. The transcript has 13 exons. Gene Ontology annotation, molecular function: actin binding. Gene Ontology annotation, biological process: Rho protein signal transduction; positive regulation of ruffle assembly; regulation of Rho protein signal transduction.